ACUAGUCACGUUUCACACAUAUCCUAGCUAUCAUCAUGGAGUCCACACGUGAGCAGUACAUCCUUCCGGAUACACCUCCUCAACAAGAACCAUCAUUCCCAUCUUACUGGGCAGCGCAAGCUGCGCGGAAGAAGAAGAUUCCUUCUACCAGUGGUGCUCCCCCUGCUGCAUCCGAGCCCGAGGAGUCGCCCCUGAAGAGACAUGGAGUCUUCGUGGAGAGAGGGAUGAGCGGCGAUGAGCUCAUUAUACCAGACACACCACCACCAUCUCAUCUAGGAUGGGCACCGAAGCGAGUGCCGCUAACAACAAUUACCACCAACAGACAGCAGGGGAAGAGAAAACUGCAAUUUCUCGAGGAGGAGGAAGAAACCAACUUCGUACCCUCACAGAAACGUAUGUCUGAGAACACCUCCAUGGCUCCGCUACUGGAGGAGGCAGCCGCGCGGGAUGAUGAUGAGGACUUCAUCGCACUCAUCAAUAACCCAUCACCAAAACCGUGGAUGCCUCUCCGCGAGCUGGCGGAGGAUGUUCCACAUGCUAUAAUCUCAGUGCGGGAGGAAACGAACCAUCAUGGUAGAAGAAUUAUUUUGAAAAUUAAUAUUGCAUCUACGAAGAAAAUCUCUGAGGUAUACCUGCCUCAGAGAUUUUCUUCAAUAAUUUCACCUGCUAAAGUUGUUAAAUUUAAUUCGAAGUGUAAAAAUUUAGGAAUAGUAGUGAAGCAUAUAACCGCUACAUGGAGCGAUAUUAAGAUUGUUAAAAUGUAA
Molecule: messenger RNA, 764 nt
Organism: Nilaparvata lugens (brown planthopper)
Lineage: Eukaryota; Metazoa; Arthropoda; Insecta; Hemiptera; Delphacidae
Exons: 2
Coding region: 36-764 (242 amino acids)
Source: RefSeq, a predicted model, not a curated record